Messenger RNA from Porites evermanni, 1339 nucleotides. The record is from the annotation of a GenBank genome assembly. NCBI's taxonomy places the organism in Eukaryota, Metazoa, Cnidaria, Anthozoa, Scleractinia, Poritidae.
AUGGCUACACACACGGUUACCCCAACACCUCGUGUUUUAAUCUUGGGGCACUCUUUUAUUCGACGCCUGCAGAAGUUCAUUGAACAUCAUAUCGGUUACCUUGAUUUAUCACUACAAAUUACGGCUGCCGCCGAUAUAACUUGGCAUGGCGUUGGUGGGCGUACAGUAGCAAAAACAAUCAAAUUUGAUCUGCACGUAGUUCGAUCUACACGCCCCGACAUAGUUAUCGUGCAACUUGGUACUAAUGACCUACCAUUUCAGUCUCCUCUACAAGUUGGGUCAGAACUUGAGGACUUCGUUCGUUUGUUGCACGAUUCUUACGGGGUAAAAUUCGUGUGAGUAUACCAAACCAUUCGUCGGCGCUCUGCUACUGCCUUUAGCAAAAACGUAGAUCUUAACACGUUCCCUACGGGUUGUCUUGGAAACCAUCCCUUACGCGAUCUAUUGGGGUCAUAGGGGUUUCUGGAAGGCUCGUCAUAAUUUUAUGCUGCUGAUGGCGUUCAUUUGAAUAGUAUGGGGCAAUAUAAGCUCUAUCGUAGUUUUAGAGGGGCAGUACUUAAGUCUACGCGGCUCUUGUCUAGUGUUGACAUUCAGCAGCGUAGCGUUGAUGUUAUUCUUUACGUUUUUUGAUCCUCGGGCCAGUUCCUUUGGUAUUGACUUAAACAAUUGUGUUUAUGAUUGUGUCAGCCUUUGAUUAUUUGCUUUGUCGUCGCCUCUUGGUUUUGAGCUCGACACUGACUGUACACCAUGAGUCGCAGUUUAGCGGCCAGCAUUUAUUGUGUCAGUCUUUGAUUCAUGCAUUUUAGUCGUUGCCUAUUUAUUUGAGCAUGACACUGGCUGUACACUCUGAUUCUAUCGGCUCCUUUUGGAACUCUUUGUUAGCUACCCGGAAAGUUUGGGUUUAUAAUUUGCAGUCAGAUACCAUUUUUGAGUGUACAACAUAUCUCCGGCCGCCUGAUCUUUGUCGGGUGUGCCCAAUGCACUCGGUAUUCUGUACCUGCCGUUGAUUUUGUUUUAUUUUAAUUUGAUUGUCUAUUGUUGUUAUUAUUGAUUUUUGUUGUGCUCGUUUGACUGGAACUUGGCCCGCGAUGUUUUUCUUUAUUUUAACUUCGGCUUCUCCUCCCCUGUUUGUCAUUCCAACAUUGUUCUCGCGUACUCGUGGGUUUUGCCCCUCUAAAGAAUGUUAGACAGGAAAUUUUUAUCUUACAUGGAGUUAAUUAACCGUAACGGUCUUUGUUGAUAAGUCAUGCCUCCCAAGAAGCGCCAACAACCUAAUUUGCCUAAGCGAAAACAGUCCAAGCGAAUGCGACCUUCCGACCUCACAGAGACGGCUCCCUAG